UAAUAAAUCUCUUAGGUCCCUCCAGUUGAUCCAGAAUGCUGCAGCUCGUGUUCUCACUAAAACUAAGAAAAGAGAUCACAUCACUCCUGCACUAGCUGCUCUGCACUGGCUCCCAGUAAAAUCAAGAAUCACUUUUAAAAUUCUUCUCUUAACCUACAAAGCCUUGAUUGGUGAUGCUCCAUCAUAUCUUAAGGAGCUUGUAGUACCAUAUUGCCCCACUAGAGAGCUACGCUCACUAAAUGCGGGACUACUUGUAGUUCCUAGAGUCUUAAAAAGUAGAAUGGGAGCCAGAGCCUUUAGUUAUCAAGCUCCUCUUUUAUGGAACCAGCUUCACCUUCAGUCCGGGAGGCAGACACAGUCACCUCGUUUAAGAGUAGACUGAAGACCUUCCUCUUUGACAGAGCUUAUAGUUAGGGCUGAAUCAGGUUCACCUGGUCCAGCCCCUUGAUAUGCUGCUAUAGGCUUAUAGCUGCCGGGGGACGUUUAGGAUGCACUGAGUACCUAUCUCCUCUUUUUUCUCUCCUUAAGGAUGAAUUUUCAUCUCUCAAUCACACGUUACUAACUCUGCUUUCUCCCCGGAGUCCUUGUGACUUCACGUCUCAUGGGGUCAUCGGACCCUAUGAGACGGCAUAGAUCCUAUCUGCCUGAUGGAUCAUCGAGGUCUGGGUCGUGGAAUUCCUGCUCCUGACUACGCCACUGUCCUGUUGAGACUCCGCCCACUGUUGAGACUCCGCCCACUCCUCCUCCCCACCGCCAUCUGCCUGAUGGAUCGUGGAGGUCUCCAUCGUGGAAUAUGCCUACUAUGAACUAUUCAUACACUCUGUCACAUUCAUUGAAUGUAUUUUAACUCUAAAUCUGUCCUUCUGGUCACAUUACAUCUAUUGUUCUGUCCAUCCUGGAGAGGGAUCCUCCUCUGUUGCUCUCCUGAAGGUUUCUUCCCUUUUUUUCCCCCUGAAGGGUUAUUUGGGAGUUUUUCCUGGUCCGAUGUGAGGUUUUGGGGCAGGGAUGUCUAUGUGUACAGAUUGUAAAGCACUCCGAGACAAAUUUGUAAUUUGUGAAAUUGGGCUAUACAAAUAAACUGAAUUGAAUUGAAUUGAAUGCACAGUUCAUGGACACAUGCAAAAGGCCAAGUUGCAUUGUAUUGUAUUUAGACUAUUUUACCUAAACUACUAACUUUAUUACAUCGUUAAAUCCAGUUGUAAAAUGACGAUAUAGCGCCCUACAUGCUAAAAUGGCAAAUUAACUAUUUUAAGAAGGAUCUGAAUAUUCUAAUUAUUCAUACACACCUAUAAAUACACAUUAAUAAUUAUGGUGAUUAAAAACCCAGCCUGCCUCGAAUAGUUCUUCCACUACUACUUUCUCAGAUUUGUUAUUUAAUAUUAAUGCAUUGUUUCAGUUCAAUUCUGAUGUGGAUAUGCUUCUGUGCUGGAAAUGCAAUAGACAUUAUUAAAAUAAAACUCAUCUUAAAAUAUAAGCAACAACAAUGUAUUACGUUCUUUCUAUUCUAGAUGUCUCAUUCUAAACCCCUUCUCAUGCCGUGGCUGCGGAGACAGAUUGACAGCGGCAAGUAUCCCGGAGUUCUCUGGACAAACCCGGAGCAAACGGAGUUCUCCAUCCCGUGGAAACACGCUUUGAGACAGGACUCCUCCGACACGGACAUCCUCAUCUUUAAAGCCUGGGCCGAGGUGAGUGGUAAUGGCCGCGCUCACGGAGAGCCCUCGGUCUGGAAAAGGAACUUCCGCAGCGCCCUCCGAGCCAAAGGCUUCAAGGUGGUGUCUGACAACAGGAACGACGCCGCUAACCCCCACAAAGUGUACCGCUGGCCGGACGAGUCAUCACCAGCCACGAACUCUUCCGCUGGAUCCCAGGACCAAGAUGACCCCGAUUUCUUUGAGGCGUAUCCCCUUCCUACACAAGAAAGCCAGGACGUCCAAUGUCUCUCUCUUCCAGAGGACACCGUUUUUACAGGAGAAUCCUCUGCCAACCAGGAUAUUCUCCAGGAGUGUCUAAAGGGUCUGAACAUCUGCCCCGUCCAAGAGAGCACCGCAGGCCGCGAGCCUCCUCCCGAGCAACAACGGCUCCAACACCCAGUUGAGAUUGAUGAACACGUGUUGCCACGGCAACAGCAGCAUCCAGUCGUAUUGCCUGAGCAACCAGCACGUCCAAUGGAGGGAGUCGUGGGAGGAGCGAAUGCAGAGCAGUUCCUUCAGACCAUAAACAUGACCGCCGACGGAGAAGGUUUCAAGACUCAAUUCAGGGUGUCGGUGUUCUACAGAGGGGUGAUGGUGUCCAGCCAGCUGGUUGAGAAUGAAGUUGGAGUCCGUUUAGUCUACAGGCCCGACCUCAACGGCCCGGUUUGGGAUCCCGAGUCCGGCCUGUCCCUGGUCUCGCUGCCGAGUCCUGGAGCCAUGCUGGAUAAAACCCAAACCCGCCUGACCCAAUGCAUCCUGGACAAGCUGGGCGGAGGUUUGGAUGUGGGCGUGUCCGGCCACGUGGUCUACGGCCGGCGGCACGAAUCCUCACAGAGCAAAGCGUUCUGGAGCCUCUCCAAGGACGACAGGAGCAAACAGCCGCAGGAGAUUUCUAAAGUGCAGCCUCAAGCUCUGUACCCGUUCAAGGACUUUGUGCGAGGAAUCCUGGGCUUCAUGGAGGGGGGAGAAUGCCCUCCCUGCUCCCUGUUCUUCUGCCUCGGGGAGAAGUGGCCUGACCCCGGCAGCCGGCCUUGGGAGAGGAAACUCAUCACAGUGGAGGUGGUCCUGACUUCGAUGGAGUUGCUGAAGAAGAUGGCGGUGGGCGGCGGCGCCUCCUCCCUGCAGUCGGUGGAGCUGCAGAUGUCCCUCGAAGAGAUGAUGGAGUUGUACUGAGUUCGGCUUUAACAUUUUUUAUUUCUUUACCUUUUUUCUGGCGAUGCUAGAAGUAAUCAUGUAUACAUGUUUUAUAAACAUUUGAUAUCUUGAUUCUAUACCAAAUAUAAUAGGUCAGGUCAUAAAAUGGGUUUUCAUCAUUGCUCUGGUGUUGGAGUUGGUGGGAGUUACCAUGUGUAAGCUAUUUAAUCGACAUUGUUGAGGGAUUUAAUAGGAUCCUUCUUUAUGUUAUUUGUGUUUCCGAGAAAUAAAUCCGUAUUUCUAAGAGCUCUGUCAGUAAACACUCUUUUUUCACUCAUUACACCUUCUGCUUUUGCAAAUAGCUUCUGCUCAAGGUACGAUAUCGAACCCCUCAUCAAAACAGAAAUACUGUUUUUACAGUGGAAUUAAAAUACUAUAACAAUGCAUAAACCAUCCUAAUGAACAGAAAUUUUAUUCAAAACAUUGAACUCAACUCUUAGCCAAUCAAAGUUUAAGAAUCCGUCUACAUGUGUUUGAUCUUGUCUCACAACAUUUAGCCCAAUAUGCCCCUGAGACAAGUGAAUACAACCAUACACCGGAAAGAGAAAUGUAAAUAUGCUGUGCAGAUGUUUAUUUAGAUGAUCAAUAAUCUGAUGUAGCCUCGUCGGUAUUUAUUCAGAAAAGACGCCAGAAAAGUGUUAGGUUUUAGAGCAUGUGUUUUCAAUUUGUAUUGAAGAAUGUACGCCCUAUGAAUUAUUGUUUACUCCUCGGGGUUGUAAUUAUUUGAAGAAGAUUCAUAAUUACAAUCAUAUUAUUGCUGUGUUGUUUAUUCUAUACCGGUCACCCUGAGAGCAAAAGGUUCCAGGGUCACAUCUGGUUAAUAAGCAGACACAGGAACAAGGUUUUGUUUCAGUUCUCCCCUCUGUGUGGUGUGGGUGUGGGUGAGUUAUGACUCACCCACACCCACACCACACAGGACUCAAGGUCAUGAAGCUCAGACUGAUAAGAGACCUCAUCCUGUUUUGUGUAACCACUUGUUUCAAUAAAAGGACUGUCGGGGGAGAAUGGAGCCAGAGUGUUUUGGAGACGUGCGAAGGCACAGCUCAGGCAUUCUCCUUGUGACAAGUAAAACUACGA
This is a messenger RNA of Pseudoliparis swirei, 3962 nucleotides long. It is a transcript of the gene irf3, whose product is annotated as interferon regulatory factor 3. The transcript is spliced from 10 exons. NCBI's taxonomy places the organism in Eukaryota, Metazoa, Chordata, Actinopteri, Perciformes, Liparidae. Gene Ontology annotation, molecular function: DNA-binding transcription factor activity, RNA polymerase II-specific; protein binding; RNA polymerase II cis-regulatory region sequence-specific DNA binding. Bases 1509 to 2864 code for a protein of 451 amino acids. Gene Ontology annotation, cellular component: nucleus. The record is from RefSeq and is a predicted model, not a curated record. Gene Ontology annotation, biological process: immune system process; regulation of transcription by RNA polymerase II.